AUGAGCGGGCGAGCUGCCGGCCGCGCCGCGCUCCGCGCCACCCCGCCCGGGCGGCCGAGGCCGUCGCGGCUCAUUCGGAGAAUGGCCGCGGCCACGGCGUGCGGCUCGCCGCCGAGCCGGCCGCCCCGCGAGCAGCCGCCGCCGCGGAAGCGCGGCGACUCCCGGCGGCGCCAGGCCGCCCUCUUCUUCCUCAACAACAUCUCCCUGGACGGGCGCCCGCCCUGCCCGGCCGCCGAGAAGCCGCCGCCCCCCGCGGGCCCGGGCGAGGGGGAGGAGGCGGCGGCGGAGCCGGCCGGAGCCCUCCCGCGCCUCCUGCCGCCGCCGCCGCCCUGCCAGCCGCCGCGGGCCCCCCACGCGCCGCCGCCGGCGCUGCUGCUGCCCGGCGCCGCGGGCACCAAGGGCGACGCGGAGCCGCCCCGCGGCGGCAUCUUCCUGCCCCAGCUGCUGCUGGGCGGCCAGCUCUGCCCGCCGCCGCCGGCGCCGCCCGCCCCGCCGGGGCUGCCGGGGCUGCUGAGCCCCACGCCGAGCGCCGCGGGCGGCGGCUUCGCGCUGGAGGUGCAGCGGCAGAGAAGGCGUUUUAUCUCCCAGCGCUGCUCUCUAGACUUUUUAGAAGACAUAGUGGAAUAUGCCAGUGUACGAAGAACCAAGCACAUCUCUGGGUCUCCAAGACACAAAAGUUUGAAGAAGAUGCACUUCAUCAAGAACAUGAGGCAGUAUGACACGAAGAACAGCAGGAUAGUAUUAAUCUGUGCUAAACGAACACUGUGUGUGGCUUUUUCUAUCCUACCUUACGGAGAAAGUUUACGGAUCAGUGCACUCUUAUCUGCAUUUAGCGAUCUAAAAAUGGAAGGACAGAAGCAACGACAUCCUUCUGGGGGAGUCUCAGUCUCCACUGAGAUGGUGCUUGGAAUGGAAGGAGUAGAGCUAGGAGCUGAUGGCAAGGUUGUGUCCUAUGCAAAAUUCUUGUAUCCAACCAAUGCUCUAGUUGUCCGCAAAACUGACAGCCAUAGUGUUAUUCCUCCAUGUCGAGCUAGUGCUUCACGGAGUCUUCCUGGAUCAAGGUAUAAACCUGUGACAGCAAAAACAAUACCAGCAGGAUCUGAGCUAGGAAAUGAAGCUGGGGAAGCAGCAGAGUAUGAUCCAAAUCUUCUGGAUGAUCCUCAGUGGCCCUGUGGAAAACACAAGCGUGUUCUUAUCUUUGCCUCUUACAUGACAACAGUCAUAGAAUAUGUGAAACCCUCGGACCUGAAAAAGGACAUGAAUGAAACCUUCCGAGAGAAGUUUCCUCACAUCAAGCUGACAUUGAGCAAAAUUAGGAGCUUAAAAAGAGAGAUGCGGAAUCUGAGUGAAGAGUGCAGUCUGGAGCCGGUUACUGUGUCCAUGGCUUAUGUUUACUUUGAGAAGCUUGUUCUCCAAGGCAAGCUCAACAAACAGAACCGCAAACUGUGUGCUGGUGCUUGUGUUCUGCUUGCGGCCAAGAUCAGUAGUGACCUCAGGAAACAUGAAGUCAAACACCUUAUAGAUAAACUAGAAGAGAGAUUCAGAUUCAACAGAAGAGAUCUCAUUGGUUUUGAAUUCACCGUGCUCGUAGCUUUGGAACUGGCUCUCUAUCUUCCUGAAAACCAAGUUUUACCUCAUUACAGACGGCUCACGCAGCAGUCUUAACCAAAGCUACAUUCCAGCUGAUAGCCAGUGGCUCUGGGAAUAGCAUCACUGAACACCGCUGCUGAACUUGCCCCUGGCCCUUCUGUGCCACAGUGCACAUCCUGUCAUGGCUACAGCUAGUUUUGAAGUCUGCAGCGUUUUUUAAACUGUCAAGGUGUGCAUUAUGGAUAUGUAUGCCGAGUCUGAGAGAUGGUACAGAAAGAGUUGUUGAACUUUAUUUUCUUUUGGACAUUUAAAGCACAAAUAUUCACCAGUUGGCUGUCACAGCUGCUGCUUAUUCCUUGUUUAUCUUUUCUGUUUUACUAAAAACUGUUCUUCCCUAUGAAGAAUUCUAUGGUAUUGUGGGUUUUUUGGUUUUGUUUUGUUUGUUUCUUUAAGGCCUUUAUUUGCAUCCUUGAAACUAAAGGAAGCAUCACUUCCAUUCCAGUGCAUCAUAAAGUUCAGAUCUUUCUAAGAAUCUUCUCACACUUCGACAUUAAUGAAAUGCAUACUUUAUUUUUUUAAAGAUGUGCCUAAAACUUGCUGGUCUGGAACCAGUACUUUUUAAGUUAGUUAUGUUGUUUAGUGGAGAUUCCUGAAUUUAUAUAGCCAUUUAUUCUUUACCUGCAUUGGCCUUGCAUAUAGGGAAAACAAUUCCAAUAUAUCUGCUCUAAUGAUACAUAGGGCAUCUAUACUAUACUAUAGAUCUGUAAGUAGCAAGACUGAAAUUACUGUUUCAAAUUAGUUAACUAACCUUAAGAAUAUACAUUUUAUUUAAAAAAGAAAGAUUGUUUGAAAAAUCUGUCAUGAAAUAUCACAUGUUGAACAAGGUAGGUGCAGCAAAGUGAUUGCCAUCCUAAUUCACUCUUCAGUGGAGAACAAGCAACUUGCUGUCAACGUAUCAUUUAUGAUUUUGAUUUGUUUCAGUGUUCUGUAGUCUGUACUAAGCACCUUUUUAGUAUGACUGUCAUAUAUGAUCUUGUAUGCUUUGAACACAAAUAUUUAAGUCAGUAGAGUUAUUGCUGCCAAACUAAGCCAGUGAAACAAAGCAUGCACAAUACCUAAAAUGCCACCUUUUUUUUAACUCCGUUCUUCCAAGCAUUGUGUCACUGUGAUGAUCCUCAUGAAACUGGCAUUUGUUGCACAUCUGAACAGCCACUUAACGGCUGAUGUCCAGCAGCGCUUUCGUGCUUAUGCAGAGGUUAAAUAACUUUGACCAUUGACUAUUCCUUCAUGUAUUUUUAAAAUAUCCAGACUGAGGAUUAAUUCACAUAUAAGUGGAACCUUUUGUGAUAUUGGUUCUUGGUUUUAUUUUCCUAAGCAAUAUUAUGAUACAAGUAACUGUGUCCAUUUGCAAGGAACAAAACUGAUGCUUGGCUAUUAUGGUAAGAAAUCUGUAAUUUAAGUUUGACUCCUGAAUGAAAUACUAGACCUCUUACUGAGGUAAGGAUACCUGCUGUCAAAUAUGUAAAGUAAUGUAAAUUCCAGUUCCUUGUAUUCAAUGUUUGUUGUAGAGAAAAACAAAGCUGAAACUGUUCUUCAGCUGUGUUUUGCCUGAAGCUAAUUUGGCUUCAUUAGAAUUGCAGCAAACUUUAUUGGAGCCUCUUCCUCUUUAAGAGGGGCUCAAAAUGUAUUUUUCGUAUAACUACAGUGACUAUCAAACCUUUUGUAACUGUGUUCCACUCUGUGUAUGUAACUUAAGGUAUUCGUGUAAAGUUUAAUAUGCUUGUAACUUCUCUUUAACACAAAAGGACUUUCCAGUCUUCUAAAAUGAGAUGAUAGCUAACCAGAUAGACAAUAAGCUUGCCAGUUAUCUUCCAAAAGGUUUACGAAAUGUUUACUAGUUAAACUUUCUACUGAACGUAACUGUUAUUGCAUGCAAGAAAUACCUAAGUAUUAAACAUCUAGCAUAUACCUAAGUCUUCAAAUUAGCAAGCAGUGGUGAACUCAAGUCUAGUGGUCCACAGCUUACUAAACUGAUUGUGGAGGGGAGAGAGGAAAAAUUGAGUGUAGAAAUUUCUCAACAAUAUCUCCAGGAAUAGUAAAAUACUUCAGUUAGUAUGAGUGUAGUCAGAGAAUGUAAUUCUCCAGGAACUUUUAUUCCUGUUUAGUAUAUAAAGAGUUUUCUCUAACAGUUAACUUACCCUUCUCACAGACUAGAAAAAAAUAUGCUUUGAUUUUUUUUUUGAAUUCUUAGAGGUCUCUAUUCAGUGGAAGUUUGCCUAGUUACAGUGGGCAUUUGGGCUGGAGUUAACAGUCGCAGAACGGAAGCUAUGGCUUCACAUCAUAAAACGGCAAGGCUUUUUCUUUUUCAGAAGAACAAAUUAGGGUAAAGAAUAUUACAUUACAAAAUGCUGAAUAUUGUUUUAAAGAGAACUAAACAUUUGUCCGGCACAUGCGGAGUUCUUCAGCUCAAGAGCUGUACAGAGUACAGGCCAAAAAUGACAACCCAAAGUGAUCGUCGUGCUUGUUUCUGGAAUAAACAGAAGGCAGUUCUCGAGUGACACUGCAGAGCGUUAGUUUUGGACUGAUGCCAGCCAGACACUUAGUCUGCAACUUUUAAAUUGGUACCUCUUUCGUCAUCUGUGCAGAAACAGUCAUUCUGCAGAGAUACAGUAACUUAUGUGUGUAUGUGUUUUCAAUUUCUUGAGUGUAGCUUGCAGUCCUGUUCAUUUAAGCCUGUGUGCUAAUAUUUAUCUCGCUACCUAAAAGCUGCCACCAUGUGGCAAAGAAGUAUUACUACAUUAUUGAUUAAUAACCUAAAAAUGGGACCCAAAAUAAGGUAUCUGCCAGCUUUACGUUUUCACAGUCCAACUCCUCAUGCUUUGAAGAGAAAUGUUGGUUUACGAUGAGGGGUGGUUCAACUCUGUGUACCGUGUAAAUAUGAUGCUGCUUUGACUCAGCACGGAGAACUAACUCUCUUGGUAAGAGGCUGUACAUUUUUCUGUAAACAAUGCUGUUACGGUUGUGUCCUCGUCCAUUAAUUUAAAAGUGUAGCCUGUUACAUACUUUUCACCUGAAUGAACUUGUGAAAUUUAAGAUGCUGUGAAAUAAAAACUGUUUUGAUA
This is a messenger RNA of Dromaius novaehollandiae (emu), 4712 nucleotides long. RefSeq names its product Cdk5 and Abl enzyme substrate 2 (gene CABLES2). The transcript has 10 exons. NCBI's taxonomy places the organism in Eukaryota, Metazoa, Chordata, Aves, Casuariiformes, Dromaiidae. The record is from RefSeq and is a predicted model, not a curated record. Bases 1 to 1665 code for a protein of 554 amino acids. Gene Ontology annotation, biological process: regulation of cell cycle.